CCUCGAGCCGCAGAGGGCCCGAGCCUCGGACGCCGGCGCCUCCUCCUGCCAUUGUUCGUCUGGCCGUAGCAGCGGCGGGCGCGGGAGCCCGGGCCCGGGAGCGACCGCAACAUCAUGACAACAGAGAAGAGUUUAGCAACUGAGACCGAAAAUUCACAGCACCAACAACAGAAGGAAGAGGGUGAAGGAGCCACAAACUCAGGCCAACAAGAAACUCAGCUGGAGGAGUCUUCUCACACAGCAGCUGAGGGAGACAAUCAGUGUGACCAGAAGCUGAGAGCCUCUAAUGGAGACACCCCCACACAUGAAGACUUGACCAGGAACAAGGAGCGGACUUCAGAAAGCAGGGGCCUGUCAAGACUGCUUUCCUCAUUUCUCAAAAGGCCCAGAUCUCAGGUCUCUGAGGAGGAAGGCAAAGAAGGAGAGUCAGACAAAGAAAAAGGUGAAGGAGGUCAGAAAGAGAUAGAAUUUGGAACCAGUCUUGAUGAAGAGAUCAUUUUAAAGGCCCCGAUUGCAGCUCCUGAACCUGAACUCAAAACAGACCCAUCCUUGGAUCUCCAUUCAUUAAGCAGUGCAGAAACACAGCCUGCCCAGGAAGAACACAGAGAAGAGCCAGAUUUUGAAACUAAGGGAGGAGAAGGAAUUGAAGAGUGCUUCAAAACAGAAGUAAAAGAAGAAAAUCCUCAAUCAAAAGCAGAAGAAUUAAAAGCUUCUGAGAAAUCGAUCAGAAGACACAGAAACAUGCAUUGCAAGGUUUCUUUGUUGGACGACACAGUUUAUGAAUGUGUCGUGGAGAAACAUGCUAAGGGACAAGAUUUGCUUAAACGAGUGUGUGAGCACCUCAAUCUUUUGGAGGAAGACUAUUUUGGCCUCGCCAUUUGGGACAAUGCAACCUCUAAGACGUGGCUGGAUUCUGCCAAAGAAAUAAAAAAGCAGGUUCGUGGUAUUCCUUGGAAUUUCACCUUUAAUGUAAAGUUUUAUCCACCUGACCCCGCACAGUUAACUGAAGACAUAACAAGAUACUAUUUAUGUCUUCAGCUUCGCCAGGACAUAGUUUCAGGACGUCUGCCAUGUUCCUUUGCAACCUUAGCAUUAUUGGGUUCUUACACCAUCCAGUCCGAGUUGGGAGACUAUGACCCAGAACUCCAUGGAGUGGAUUAUGUCAGUGAUUUUAAAGUGGCUCCAAAUCAGACCAAGGAACUCGAAGAGAAGGUCAUGGAACUGCAUAAAUCAUACAGGUCCAUGACUCCAGCUCAGGCUGACUUGGAAUUUCUUGAGAAUGCCAAAAAGUUGUCUAUGUAUGGAGUUGAUCUUCAUAAAGCGAAGGACUUGGAGGGAGUAGAUAUUAUCCUGGGUGUCUGCUCUAGUGGCCUUCUGGUUUACAAAGAUAAGCUGAGAAUUAACCGCUUUCCUUGGCCUAAAGUAUUGAAGAUUUCUUACAAACGAAGCAGCUUUUUUAUCAAGAUUCGGCCUGGAGAGCAAGAACAGUAUGAAAGUACCAUUGGGUUCAAACUUCCCAGUUAUCGAGCAGCUAAGAAAUUAUGGAAAGUCUGUGUAGAGCAUCACACAUUUUUCAGACUGACAUCUACAGACACUCUUCCCAAAAGCAAAUUUCUUGCCCUAGGAUCCAAAUUUCGAUACAGUGGCCGGACUCAAGCUCAGACCAGGCAAGCUAGUGCCCUGAUUGACAGACCUGCCCCGCACUUUGAACGUACAGCAAGCAAACGGGCAUCCCGGAGCCUUGAUGGAGCAGCAGCUGCAGACUCAGCAGACCGGAGUCCUCGGCCCACCUCUGCACCAGCCAUUGCUCAAAGUCAGAUCUCAGAAGGCGGUGUCCCAGGAGCACCUGUCAAAAAAACAGCCCAGAAGGAAACAGUGACAGUUGAAGUGAAAAAGGAAGAAGAGCCCCCUGAGCCAGCUGAGCCAGAGCCUACAGAAGCAUGGAAGGUGGAAAAAACCCACAUCGAGGUCACAGUACCUACCUCAAGUGGUGAACAAACACAGAAGCUUGCAGAAAAAAAUGAAGAUCUGAUAAGAAUGAGGAAGAAAAAGAGAGAGAGACUAGAUGGUGAAAACAUUUAUAUCAGACAUAGCAAUUUAAUGUUGGAGGAUUUAGAUAAGAGUCAAGAAGAGAUCAAAAAACAUCAUGCCAGCAUCAGUGAGCUGAAAAAGAAUUUCAUGGAAUCUGUACCGGAACCACGGCCUAGUGAAUGGGAUAAGCGCUUAUCUACUCAUUCACCUUUCCGAACUCUUAACAUCAAUGGACAAAUCCCUACAGGAGAAGGAAGUAUAAAUGGCAUUCGCACAGAGGAGGUGGCUCUCGUGACAAAGGUGCUAUCUACUAACCCUGACUCUGAGUGGGAGGGCCCCAAGCACUCCGUAGUUCCUAGUAAGAGCCAGCUGACCACCCCGUCGGAGUCUCCACAAAGCUUUGACUUUGGCUCCCUCUCCAUAAGCAGCAAGGAGACAGAAGAGAAGGAGCAGGGGGAAGCUGGUUAUUUUGAUGCUAACGAAAUGCCAAGAGUCCCAAGUGGGGAAUGUAUAGGAAUGGAGGAACAGGCCAGUGCCUUAAACUUCUCAGCCAAACCAGCCUCCUGUCAGCUGCAACUUGGUGAGAAAAAGGCGCAGAGUAGUGAAGAGCAUGUUGCACCAGGAGAGCCACGUGGGAAGCAUAAUGGAUCAUUUCUUGACUCUCAAGUGGGGAGCCAGUUCCCUGCCCUCAUUCGAAGUUUCCAGCCUCCCCUGGUGAAGACUCAAACUGUCACCAUCUCAGACACUGCCAACGCCAUGAAAAGUGAAAUCCCAACCAAAGACGUCCCUAUUGUCCACACUGAGACCAAGACCAUCACUUAUGAGGCUGCCCAGGCUGAUGACAGCAAUGGGGACUUGGACCCAGGGGUCUUGCUGACAGCUCAAACCAUCACAUCCGAGACCACAAGCAGCACCACCACAACUCAGAUUACCAAGACUGUCAAGGGCGGGAUUUCAGAGACCCGGAUUGAGAAGAGAAUCGUGAUCACCGGAGACGCCGAUGUUGACCAUGAUCAGGUCCUUGUACAAGCCAUCAAAGAGGCAAAGGAACAGCACCCUGACAUGUCAGUGACCAAGGUGGUCGUCCAUCAGGAGACCGAGAUCUCUGAGGAGUGAGCUCAGGAACUACCCUACCCCCAGCUCCCUGCCCUUCUCCCAUCCAAGAGAAACCAGCGAAAUUAUAAGGAAGCUAACCUGCAAUAGUCAGACUUCAGACUUUCAAGAUUAUCGUAAACCACCAGAAACUGAAUUUCCUUUUCUAUUUGGAGUUUAUAUCAAGAGAUUCUAGAUAUCACUGAUCCUUUUCAAGACCUUUUUCUAUAUUGUGAUACCGGAAAUUGUUCAACUUUUCAUUCUAUGGACAGUUUUUAAAGAACUUUUGGGGUUUUUUUAUGGGGUACUUUGUAACCCCUUCAGCCUAGCCUUUCCUCACUGAUUUCCAACCCAGAUACCGACAGGGUCCACAGACUCCUUCAGGAAAUGCUCCAGACUCUGCCACCUUUGUUGGAGGCCGAAGCCAGCUCGGAGACUCCUGCUCCCCCCCUGGGUCUAUGCCCUUUGGACAACAGCAGAAACGGCCUGAACCAGCGUUCCCAGAGCCAGUGACAUGACUUUCCCAGAGUGGCCAGCAGGACAACUGCCUGACCCACAGACCUCAGAACCAUGUCCCUGUCCUUUCGCUGAGGGUGUCUGGUGAGGCAAACACCUCUGCUGAGAAUGUAGUGUUUUUUUCUCCUUCCCUCUUAGUCUUUCUUUUUGGAGAUUCUUUAUAACAAGGACAUAAGAAGUCGCUCCUAAUAUAUCUGAUACUGUGAAUGUUGGAACAAAUCUGUGGCCUUCACCUCCCCAGCCGCCCCCUUACCUCAUCAGAAGCAGUGACUCUUCAGUGCUGUCCCUACUCCCAGCUCAGGAGACCGAACUCACGGGAAAAGAGGCACUUUGGCCAAAAGCGGUAAUGGAACAUGUUUGGUGAUGAUGUGGAAAAGAAAGUUAAUGAGAUUUUUAACGUACGUCCUGGGCAUGUGCACUUCACAGGGGGAAUGGUGGAGUUUCCCGGUCGGAUCCUGCUGAGAACUAGUUUGGGGUGGCCUCUGGGCCUCCUCCUUUCACCAGCAGUGAUGAGAGAAUGUGGUGGGAGGGGCCUGUAUUCUGUGAACUCUUCUCCCCCAAUGGGCACCUGCCCGAGGCCACCUUUCUGGAGCAAGAGGAUUGGCUUUUAGGGUUCCCCCUUCCCACAGGACAAACAUGACAGGGGUACAAGCCCCAGCUCUGCUCGGUCCCACCGGCCAGCUGAGGUCCGUCAGGUUCUGUAUGCUUGAUUUUGUGGUAGGUUUGGGCUUUAGUUUCUUUUUUCCCCUUGGUUUUGG
Messenger RNA from Lepus europaeus (European hare), 4397 nucleotides. It is a transcript of the gene EPB41, whose product is annotated as erythrocyte membrane protein band 4.1. The transcript has 22 exons. Lineage: Eukaryota; Metazoa; Chordata; Mammalia; Lagomorpha; Leporidae. Gene Ontology annotation, biological process: cortical actin cytoskeleton organization. Gene Ontology annotation, cellular component: plasma membrane; cytoskeleton. The coding region runs from base 115 to 3147 and encodes 1010 amino acids. The record is from RefSeq and is a predicted model, not a curated record. Gene Ontology annotation, molecular function: actin binding; structural molecule activity.